Molecule: messenger RNA, 985 nt
Organism: Lactuca saligna
Lineage: Eukaryota; Viridiplantae; Streptophyta; Magnoliopsida; Asterales; Asteraceae
Source: the annotation of a GenBank genome assembly
CUUUUGACCUCUAUACAAUAGUUUACAUUCUCUCAUAAACACACAAUAAUAGAAAUAUGGCUAGCCACCAUGCAAAUGAUACAUUGCAACCAAAACUUUCCUCACCAUCGACAAGCUCUCCUCCUAUGUCAGUUGUAGUGACACCUUGUGCGGCUUGUAAGAUUUUAAGAAGGAGAUGUGCGGAAACAUGCGUCCUGGCACCUCACUUUCCUCCUGAUGAACCUCUCAAGUUCAUUAUGGCUCAUCGUGUAUUUGGUUCAAGCAACAUAAUCAAGUUUUUACAGGAAUUACCAGAAUCUCAAAGAGGUGACGCAGUUAGUAGCAUGGUGUACGAGGCAAACGCAAGAAUCAGAGACCCUGUAUAUGGAAGUGCGGGUGCCAUUUUUCAACUACAGAACCAAGUAAACGAACUACAAGCGCAACUAGCCAAAGCUCAAGCUGAGGUAUUCAAUAUUCAAUGCCAAUAUGCAGCUUUGUUUUGCAUUGAAACAGGCCAAUCUCCACAAUCAUCAUCUCAUCAAUCUUUUGACGGAUUUGGUUCUGAUGAAAGCUUUCAAAGCAGUAACCCUAGUUUCUAUCUUGACCAAGAUUCAUUAUGGGACACUAUUUGGGCUUAAACCCUACUAAUUUCGGAUGAAAUCUCCUAACUCCACAGUUUUAACUAUUGGGAAGGACAAAUAAAGAAAGGAGGCUAAGCAAAUAUGAUGUUUGUUUUCUCCCCAAGACAGAUAUUCAUUCUCGUAGUUAGUAGUGAACUAAAUCUUUUGUCAUCAGUAUAUUAAUGAUGCAAAAGAUGCCGGAUUUGAACCAAUGAUCUUUAUCUUUUUUUUUUGAAUGGCUAAUGAUCUUUAUGUUACUGUGUAUGAUAUAGUCGUGUACGCUUUUAGUGAUUUUGGUCGAUAGAAUUCGGUUAUUAUUUGUUUUAUAGUUGAAAGAGCAUAUUUAAAGCAUUUAAUAUUUAUGAAGAGUAUUUAUGAUUAAGAUA